This is a messenger RNA of Pangasianodon hypophthalmus (striped catfish), 3212 nucleotides long. It is a transcript of the gene mpzl1l, whose product is annotated as myelin protein zero-like 1 like. Bases 128 to 922 code for a protein of 264 amino acids. Lineage: Eukaryota; Metazoa; Chordata; Actinopteri; Siluriformes; Pangasiidae. Gene Ontology annotation, cellular component: membrane; cell surface; focal adhesion. The record is from RefSeq and is a predicted model, not a curated record. The transcript is spliced from 6 exons.
UGUGUGCUCUGUUGUCGGGAUGGAGGGCGGAAGGAGCUGUGGGAAGCACUUCCGGUCGGUUGGAUGGUGUAAACACAGGGAACAGGAAAGCUAGGUGUGGAGUUCUGCGGUUUCGGUACUCUAAAGGAUGGAGCUAAGGCUCUCGAAUAGUUCUCAUAAUUGUGUUUUGUGGUUGUGCAGCCUUGCGUUAUGCGCCAUUAUAGGUAUGUAUCCAGUUGCUUCUAUAGAAGUGUACACUCCUGCUGAGGUGUAUGUAGAAAAUGGCACCACAGGAAUACUUAAAUGUACAUUCAAAUCGAAUCAAGUGAUCAGUAGUCAAGCAUCAGUGUCCUGGUCCUACAUCCCGGAGGGCUCUUCAGAUUCUGUUGGUGAAUAUAUCUUCUACUAUGCCGGUGGCAGAGGGUUCCCAGACAGCAUUCAGUUUAAGAGCAGAGUUGAGUGGGCGGGGGACCUGAACAAAAAGGAUGGCUCCAUUCGCAUCAGUAAGAUGCAGUUCUCCGACAAUGGCACUUACGCAUGCGAUGUGAAGAACCCUCCUGAUAUAGCAGGCAAAUCUUCAUUGACUAAGCUCAGAGUUGUGCAGAAAGAGGCCCUGCCUCAGACGAGCCCAGCAGUGAUUGUGGGCGCCGUCAUCGGCGCAAUCAUUGGCGUCAUCAUCAUCGCUGUAGUCGCAUAUCUGUUAAUAAGAGUAAUGCGGUCCUCGCGUGACUACGAAGGCCGCAGCUGCACCUCCAUAGAGGUGAGCACACAGGCGGCUCGGCCGGGGAAGAAAGCUGAGUCCAGCACAGAUGGCUCACGCUGUAGCAGCCCCUCUGCUCCUGUACAGGGCCCGGUGAUAUAUGCUCAGCUCGAUCACUCUGGCAGUAAGAACUCCUUCCACAAGAUGGAGCCCGUGGUGUACGCUGACAUCCGUAAGAACUAGAAAGAGAGCAAGAGAACAAAGAGUAGUGCUCACUCUUCCAGAAACACUCCAUUUUUAUAUAUUUUUUUUUCCUUAAAUAAACAAAUGACAUUCUCACAUGUUAAUCAUGUCCCAUAUACUGGGAGGCUUCAGAUAACAUGAUGUUAUUGUGCUCAGAAUUAUUACCACUCCAAAUGCAGUUACUGAUUAAUUCCCCCGUGCAUGUUGCUUAUUAUGCUGCAUCAUCCUGCUUUCAGACCUCUCAGAAGCAAGGUUUGAAAAAUUCAGGUACUUGGUUUACUGCCAUUGUGCUUUAUCCCACUGAAGAAAUGCCUGGUAGAGAUAUUGUUUAAUAUAUAUAUAUUGUGAAUAUCUGACUCAGUAGGUUAAUGAUGCAAUCCUAAUACACUGCUUUGUCUUACUGAUUUAAAUAGGCAGCAACUCAACCCACAACAAAAGGUCAUGACCAAAUGAGCUCUUGAUUUUACAGACCAAAUUCCAACUAAUUGUACAGAUCUGUGUGCUUAGUUCAAAACUUUGCAGUGCUUUUUAUAUUUUUUUUAAAUAUUUUUCCCCUUGUUUUUAAGUAAUACUAACAGCAAUGAGCAAGUUCAUCACAAACAGUUUAAACAUUUUAAUUGAAUUCGGUGAAAAAAAUUCUCAACUAUUCUGCAAUGUGAUGUAAGACCAGGCUUAAUAUAUGUCUUGAAAAAUGGUCAUGGCAGAGUAUAUUAUUUUUUCUAACAAUCUUACUGUACUACAAACAUUCAAAAUCUUUUUUUUUUUUUUUUUUUUUUUUUUUAAUUUCAGGUUCAGAAAUUCAGGUUCCAAAGUAUUGUCAUUGCCAUCCUUUGUAAGGAAUUUUCUUCCAAAUGCUAAAGUUUAGUUAUAGCUGUGUAGCGGCAGUGCAGUUGGUAGGAUAUUUAUGUCUGCUUAGCUAUACUGUAAAUGAUCAUCUCUGUUACAUUAGUAGUUAGUUUAAUAGAGUAUGUCAUUGGUGUCAUUAGAUAUAUUCCAAGUUGAUCCACUCAGUAUGCUGCAUUGCUGCCUCUGUUUUGUGACAUGCCAAAACGGUUGAUUUUGGGAAUGGUUUUAAACAUUCCUCUGUUUUUGUUUUUUUUUUUCCCUCUGUAAGUCUUAAUUGUUUAUCUCUUUGCACAUUAUGGGGUGACAUUGUAGCUUUGUUUACUUUAUGGUUUGUUUUAGAAAUAAUGGUAAUCAUAAUCAAAACCAUGACAUUCCUUUCAUUUAAUAUGAUGCUGGACCUUUGUCAUGCAGUCUUGUGUUUUGAAAUAGCAUGUAUAUAGAUUAUUGUUUUUAUUUGAAAAAGGUCUUUUGUUGCCUAUUAAAACUCAGACAGUCUUACAAAUCAAUUAGGAAUAUGCUCUCGAGUGCAGUUUACAUCGACAUUGCACCAUUAAAAUGUGACUGAUUUCCGAGUCUUUCUGUGUUGUGUUGGAAAGUAUGCGUUGUGCUCUGCAGCAUGUUUUGACUUAUAGCACUAUUGUCCUUAAGUUUCCCGGUAAGAAAAGUGUGUUAAUGCAGAUUAAUGAUGUUAAUGAUAUGUUAAUAAUGUGACCAUUCAUUGAGAACUGGAAUGUUGUGAAUUAUAGUGCCUUUUUCGCAUUUCAUGUACUAACCCGGUCCCAUUCCGUGUCCUGUCCACUCUUGUUUUGUAUAUGAAACAUGCGCUAUCUGAUUUCUUUUUAUACAUAUAUAAAAUAUAUAUGAAAAGUCAGAAUAUCCUGAUUCAGCAUUUUGCAUUUUUACAGCUAUGUGAAUGAGCUUUGUAUAUGAUUUUUACAUAAAGUUGCUGAUUAGUAGUUACACCCUAAUUCAUCCAGAGUAAAUAAGAAACAGCCAGAUGCUCUUUUCAAAGUCACAUUUAAAAAUUUUAAUUUUCCAGACAUUAACUGGUAGGUUUUCACUGGCAUAAAAGGAAAAGUCCUUUAACCUUCACAUGUACAAAAAAUGGACAGAAAAGGUCUUUUCCCCCAAAAUCCUUCUUCUAGUAAAUAACUUUCUGUAUAUUCUUUCUUUUUAGGAAUUGUUGUGACAAACUAUUAACUAUUAAAACUGUAAAGCUUUCUGACUUUGAAGAUUAUAUUCGUUUUGUUCAUAAUUUGAACUAGCAUCUUUUCAUUAGAAAAACAUGAGACGUGCAGUCUUAUCAGAUGGAGCACUGUGUUUUGUUUUAAUUUUCUUUCCUGACUGUUAAUUUACAAAGCACACCAGGAAAUGUAUCUAAAUUGGGAUCCAGAUUUGGAAGCUUAACCAUCUCAUUAGCUGAAAUAAAAUAAUGACAAACGGA